GGUGGACCGUUCAUCCUGCAGGCCAGGGGCUAGCUCGACUGCACUGGACUACUGCCGACUGACUGCGCCUGCGCGCGCUUGAUGAUAAGGGUCACGACACCUGUCAUGGCCAACCUUCUCUGGAACGUGGGGCUAAAGGCCUUAUUUCUGAUUCCAUUUAUCAUCUACAGUAUUUCCAAGGGAUUUGUGCUACUCGGGUUAUCUCUUAUCUUUCGAGGAAGAAAAUGGAUGUUCGAGAAAAAAGAGCGAACUGGUCGACCGCCAUGUAUGGAUAAUCCGAGUUUCGGAACUCACAAAACUGUCCGAGUCAAGGGAUUAAACCUUCAUGUGGUUGUAUCUGGUAAUCCUCAACACCCCCUGAUGCUCUUCCUUCAUGGCUUCCCAGAAUGCUGGUAUUCCUGGAGACAUCAAAUCAAAGAAUUCAACAAAGAUUAUUACUGUGUGUCCUUUGAUAUGAGAGGUGUCGGCGAGUCUGAUGCUCCAUUGGGUGUCAAGAAUUAUAGCAUUGAUGAACUUGUCAGUGACGUGAGCGAAUUGGUGAAAGUUCUCGGUUACACAUCCUGUGUUGUCGUUGGACAUGAUUGGGGUGGAGCAAUCGCUUGGGAGUUUGCUUCCCGCUAUCCAGACCUGGUCGAGAAAUUGAUCAACAUGAAUAUACCCCACCUCGAAAGGUUCAGGGAGGUUAUGGAAAGUGGUACAUCUCAGCUUUUCAUGUCAUGGUAUAUUAUGUUCUUCCAGUUACCCCGUCUUCCUGAAAUUUUGAUCUCAAUGGGAGACUACGCCAUGAUCAAAGCGGCUUGCAAGAAAGGUCCCACAACAGAUGAAGAUAUAGAAGCCUUCAAGUACUCUAUGAGCAGACCAGGUCGAUUAACUUCAUUCCUGAACUACUACCGGGCAAUGGUCCGGUAUCCACCGAAGGACGGGAGAGAUAGGAUCCAAUGUCCUACCCUACUUAUCUGGGGAACAGGGGACACGGCCCUCCACACUGAUAAUUCCUAUGGGACAGAGAAGUUCUGCGAAGAUCUCACGGUGGAGCGUAUAGAAGGAGGCGAUCAUUUCAUCCAACAGGAACGACCUAACGAGGUUAAUGAGAUCAUGAGGAAGUAUCUCGCUGACCAUUAGAUUCCUCAGGUCAAGCCAAGGCUGUCUCUCUCAACUUUUUUGCAUUCAUUGGUUGUUUGAAAAUGCAUUGCCUUUCUAUGUUUGAGCAAUGAAACAAUCAUACUAAACCAAGACAUUGGACAGACGUUGAAUUACCGGUAUGUAGAAUUGCAAUAAGUUCUAGAACAAGAUAUGUUUAUCAUCUGAUUUUUCUUUGUUUUGCUUUUGAUCAGAGCUUCAGGAAUCAUAUUAUUGAAUUGCACCAUACCUUUUCCAUAAUGAAAUUUGUGGAUGACAUACAUGUAUAUCAAUUAAAAUAUAACUAAAAAAUAAAGACAAUCAGCCAAUCAAAUUGUCAGUCAACAAUCCAAUUAAUCAAAUGGUGAGUCCACAAUCACUCAAACAUGGCAACUCAGCAUCCCUAACUUUUAGAAAGACAAAUGCAAUCUGCCAGAAGUACAAGAGAGAAUAAAAAGUUCUUAUCGUUAAGUGAUUAUAAUAUAUCAUAUUCUGAAACAUAUUUAAUACUUAAGAAAUUGAUCCAAUAUGGCAGUUUCUUUCACGUGCAUAUGCUAAGAACACCAUUAAGAUGCUCUACACCAAAAAUUUGAACAGUUAACAAGCUAGAGGAAAAAGUAUGAUUUUUGGAUACUAACUUAUGCAUAUAAUUAAUAGUAAUUUGCAUGAAAAAAAAUUAUAAUUUUGUAGAUUAUUUCCUAGACAACCUGCAUGCCAAUUUGCCAAUUUUCAGAGUGAUUGUGCAUUCGACGCCAUAUGAUCUCCCUAAAUGGUCUGCUGGCCAAGAUAGGGUUACACAUUCUUAAUUUAUUGUGGGAUGCAAGUGCGCUAGAUUUAAGCAACUCAGCACUAAACCAUCGAAUACUAUCUCUCUUUCCAUGGAAGAUACAACAUCAGUAUCAAAAUACACUGUACAUACCAGAUGAAAUAGGAAAAAUACACGUUAUUAAGCAGCUACUAAUUAUCUGGCUGUAAAAAUAAUAGCUGGCUCCGGUCCAAAUGGCGAAUAGUUUAAAUAUGGAAGCCUUCUAUCUUUCAAUUCAAACUAUUUGAACUGCAUGAUAAUGCUUAAUUUCUAUGCCAAUGAAUUUAAAUCAGUCCCUUGUGAAUUUUCAUUUCUCAUUCAUUUUUUAUUCGAGAUUCAGAAUAAUCAUGUGUUUUUCAAAAUACAUGCAGUAUUUAUGUUUGACACUUGAUAACAUGGAAAUGGUUGAUUUAUUUAUGUAAUUAAAGAUGGUAAUGUUUGGUAGUUGUUUACAUGCAUUUACACAAGGUGCUGAUGUGUGAGAGAAUAUACCAUAGAAUAAUUUGAAAUCAAUGAGAAUUAUACUGUCGUUCUCUGCCCGGCUAAUCUGUUUGUGAUUUGUUUCUUCUUUUUUUUUUAACUUGAAACGUAAUUGCUGAUAUGUCAUAGCUGUAAUAAUACUUGUGACAUCAAGCUGAAAUCAGAAUUCAUUCUAUCCAACAGUUGUGUUUAUCGUUCUGUUUCUAUAUUGUAAAUCAAAAUUUACAAUUAAUUUACAAUAUUCGGCAUUCUAUGAAAAGUGAGAAAAGAACCACAAAGUAUUUUGUGACAUUUGAUGAAAAAAAAUGUCAUGGAUGUGAAAAAAUUAUUGCAUAUGUUUAACGUUAUUAAUUUCCAUUGUUAAUGGCAUAUGAUUAGUAUAUCACAGCUUAUUUCUUAAUAUUAACAUGCAUUGCACACAUUGUAAAGACAAGGAAAACGAAAGGUACUAAUUUUAUAUUUGUAAAUAUUAUGAAUACAUCAUCUGCUCUAAUGAAAUAAUAAAUAUUCCCUGAAAUGAAUAAUUUGUGAUAUAUUGACUGCAUUUUGUUUGUUUGAAUUCGGACAAGAGUCGCUGAUGUGAUUAUCAGCGUGAUAUUCAUGUAUAUAUUGUCGGGUUCGCUGGAUUGCAACCAUUCUGCCCCAUAUUUGAAGAGGAUAGUCCUGUCUUUGUAUGUAUGAGCAUAUUCCUACCACCUCUGUCAGAUAGAGGUGGAUUGCAACCAUUCUGCCCCAUAUUUGAAAAGAGGAUAGUCCUGUCUUUGUAUGUAUGAGCUUGUUCCUACCACCUCUGUCAGAUAGAGGUGGAUUGCAACCAUUCUGCCCCAUAUUUGAAAAGAGGAUAGUCCUGUCUUUGUAUGUAUGAGCAUGUUCCUACCACCUCUUGUCAGAUAGAGGUGGAUUGUAACCAUUCUGCCCCAUUCUGCCCCAUAUUUGAAAAGAGGAUACUCCUGUCUUUGUAUGUAUGAGCAUGUUCCUACCACCUCUGUCAGAUAGAGGUGGAUUGCAACCAUUCUGCCCCAUAUUUUAAAAGAGGAUACUCCUGUCUUUGUAUGUAUGAGCAUGUUCCUACCACCUCUGUCAGAUAGAGGUGGUAUAGGUCCAUGGUAAGAGACAAUUAAGUAAUCCACCUCAUCAACUUUUAUAGGGUAUCAUAUUUGAUACCCAUUAUUUAAUUCCAGGCACAUCAAUAGUUUCAGAAAAAAAAUCUUUGAAGUUUAUUUCAUUCUGCGAGUACACUUAUAUGACAUACACCUUAGAAAACACAGUUUGAACAAAAUAUUGCAUCUUCCAUUAUGCCCAUGAUCAUGUGAGACCGUAAAUAAAUGAAAUCUUUCAAGUUUUACCUCACAAAACAUAUACGGUACGUUUUAUCACAUAGGCCUACUUUCGUGAAACUUCAUAAUUCUCCUCAAUGAAAAUUAUAAGUUUUUAAAAGAGGGUACAAAUGAAUAAUUUUUUUUUAUUUCAUUGAUACACCCCAAACAAAAAAAAAACACUGAAUGCUUGAAUACAUGCCAUUUGCCACCUUUGUUUUACAAAAAUCUGAAAUAUAUUUCAGCUUCCAACUUUCCAACUGAUUUCAAGGAUUAAUGCAUAAUCUGUGACACAACAAAUAUUUAAAGUUUGGUUAUAAUUUCGAAGAGUGCGAGGGUGGGUUUGAGCCGUUGAUGCAGUCAUCGUAUUGGAAUCGGUAUGAAGUGUUUUGAAGUCACAUGCAUAAACUAUUUUCUCAAACCGACCUAAAUCGUUUUUAAAGGGAUAUUCGAGGCUGAAAAUAAUAGGAUUUCUGUUUGUGGUAACUCCCGUAGGAACUCGGCAGGACAGCAUUUCUGCUGGUAAACGCCAAGCUGGUAUAUAACAAUUACAUUGGAAACGUUUUACAUCUAGGUUAAUCAGUCAUAGUGGCUGACGUAAUGAACAGAGAAAGAAAAA
Lytechinus variegatus (green sea urchin) is the source of this 4339-nucleotide messenger RNA. Its product is annotated as epoxide hydrolase 3-like. Gene Ontology annotation, molecular function: hydrolase activity. Bases 82 to 1122 code for a protein of 346 amino acids. Lineage: Eukaryota; Metazoa; Echinodermata; Echinoidea; Temnopleuroida; Toxopneustidae. The record is from RefSeq and is a predicted model, not a curated record. The transcript is spliced from 6 exons.